AAUCUGUUGGUUCCCAGAGACAUGUUGUAAACCCAGAACCAGUUGAGAAUAGGGAAGAAGUUCCACAUGUUCCUGUACAACUUGAUGUUCGUGUACUCCAUCCAGCUAGACAAAAUGGAGCUAAAUGGUUCAAAAACAACACUGAAGUAUCAACUUGUGUUCGAAAGAUCAUUGAAGGUUGUUUCAGAGGACCAUGGUAUAGCUGGAAAAAAGUGCCACCGUUUUAUAAAGAGGCAUGGUUUUCAACUUUUCAGACUAAAUUUGAGUGGGAUGCCUCAAUUGGAAAUCUUGUUAAACAAAACUUUGAUCAGCUAGCUGCUACCCGUCUCAAAGGAAUGGUUAGUCUUGCAAAGUCAAAUGGAGAAAAACCUGAUUGGAUUUUGUCUGAUUAAUGGAGUGUAAUGUCUGAGUAUUGGAGAACAUCAAAGGCCAAAGAUAAAAGUGAGAAAGCUCGUGCUUCUCGUCUAUCUAGACGUGAUGGUUUAGGUGUACAUCGACACAGAGCAGGCUCACGUUCUUAUGCCAAAGUUCAGGAUGUUUUGGAGGCAAACAAUGAAGACUCUUCUUUCAUUGCUGUGCUGAAAAAAACACACCAGAAAUCUGAUGGAACUUAUGUUGAUGAAAGAGCUCGGCUAAUUGCUGAGAAAUUUGAUGAAUGUGUUCAAGAACGCUUGUCUGAAAUGGAUAACUCUAAUGGAGAGGAUUUGACGAUAGCCAAUCUCACCCUUGAAGAGAAAAAUGAAAUCUAUUCUAAGAUUGUUGGAACAUCGAAACAAGGCCGUGUAUUUGGUUUUGGGUCCCUCCAAAGAGGUGUUGUAAUGCCUUUAGAGUCUGCGACGGGUUCUCCCCUUGGUAAUGCAGAAGUGGGAACAACUCAUCGAGUGGAAGAGCUUGAAGCUGAAUUGCAAAAGACUCGUGAUGAGUAUGAAGUCCUCAAGAAACGAAUUGAAGCUGUGGAGGCUUUCUGCUUCAACACCAACUAGUUUGGCUUAUGGUGCUAUUUCUGGUUUUGGUUUUCGUUGUUAUUUUAUUGGUUUUUAGUUGCUUUAUUUACUGCACUUCUAGGAUUUUUUUCCACUUAAAUUUCUGUUUAAGUUUAAACUAUAUUUAUGAAUUUUUGAUGUUAUGGAAUUUUUAUUUUCAAUAAUUUGUCUUUUCAUAUUUUGUUUUUGUAAAAUAAAUAGCAAAAGCACGUUGUAAUA
Raphanus sativus (radish) is the source of this 1202-nucleotide messenger RNA. RefSeq lists its product as uncharacterized. NCBI's taxonomy places the organism in Eukaryota, Viridiplantae, Streptophyta, Magnoliopsida, Brassicales, Brassicaceae. The transcript has 5 exons. The coding region runs from base 402 to 983 and encodes 193 amino acids. The record is from RefSeq and is a predicted model, not a curated record.